Molecule: messenger RNA, 2731 nt
Organism: Pristis pectinata (smalltooth sawfish)
Lineage: Eukaryota; Metazoa; Chordata; Chondrichthyes; Rhinopristiformes; Pristidae
Product: secreted frizzled-related protein 1-like
Exons: 3
Coding region: 370-1302 (310 amino acids)
Biological process (GO): canonical Wnt signaling pathway; negative regulation of canonical Wnt signaling pathway; non-canonical Wnt signaling pathway
Molecular function (GO): Wnt-protein binding
Source: RefSeq, a predicted model, not a curated record
GAGAGCUGCACAUUGCAAGCAGUGCAAGCCCGUGGUUAGAAGCUGGAUGCUGACAUCAGUGGAGCAAGCGUCAUAAAUCAGCACUCCUUAUGUAUACAUUUCAUGCAUUGAAGACUCAAACGUGAAUUAAAAGACAGGGAAAGUGCCUGGCUAGCCUGGAUAAUGAAAAAGCAGAGACAGGUACUGAUAUCUUCAAGGCUUUCCUGUUUCUAAAGCAGAGACGUAUUAAAAUCAAACAAUCACUGCUGCUUUCUGUUAAGACUGUUGCUUACAGAUCAGAGAUAAAGUCCAGCAGUGGUGCAGAGCAGAGAAAAGUAAUCUUGACACCUACGCACAGGGCUUUGCCAGUAACAAAGAAACCAAAGGAAAAUGGGGGAGAGAGGGAUUUCAGGCAAAACUUGCUGGAACUUUUGCACUGUGCUUCUCACACUGAGCAUGGGACUCUUUGCCUGCUGUGCUGCAAUGGAGGAGGAAGAAUCCAGUUGGCAAGCCGACAGUCGCUUUUACAUCAAGCCACCGCACUGCGUGGAUAUUCCUUUUGCCCUGAGACUCUGCAACAAUGUGGGUUAUCACAAGAUGAGCUUGCCCAACUUGUUGGACCAUGAGACCAUGGAAGAGGUGCAGCAGCAGGCCAGCAGCUGGGUACCGUUGCUGAACAAGAACUGCCACCCCAACACACAGCUCUUCCUGUGCUCGCUCUACGCACCCAUCUGCCUCGACAGACCCAUCUACCCAUGCCGCUCGCUCUGUACAGCAGUCCGAGACGCCUGCACACCUGUCAUGGAGUUCUUUGGCUUCCCGUGGCCAGAUAUGCUAAAAUGCGACAAGUUCCCCCUUGACAAUGAUUUGUGCAUCGUCUUCCCAAAUCCUAAUUCCACCUUCUCCACAAACUCACAAGCAUCGGAAGUGUGUCCACCGUGUGACAAUGAGAUGAACACAGAUAUUAUCCUGGAUCACCUCUGCGCAAGCGAAUUCGCUCUUAAGAUGAAGAUCAAGGAAGUGAAGAAGGAGAACGGUGAUCGGAAGAUCAUACCACAGAAGAAGAAAAAGCCUCUGAAGCUGGGACCACUCAAGAAGAAAGACCUGAAGAAGCUUACCUUGUACAUUAAGAAUGGUGCAGAUUGUCCUUGUCACCAGCUGGAUAACCUGAACAGUAACUUCCUCAUCAUGGGUCGCAAAGUGAACAAACAGAAUCUCCUGACGGUUAUUCACAGGUGGGAUAAAAAGAGCAAGGAGGUGAGAAAAGCUGUGAAGAAAAUGAAGACUCACGUGUGUCCCACAUACCAGGGGGUCUUCAAAUGAUUAUCUGCCUGUUCUUUAAAUCAAACAACAUCUGAACUUGCACAUGCUUUCCUUAAAAAAAAGUAAACUUUUUUGUUCCUCUAUAAAAUAGGAUGUCUUUUUCUUUGAACUAUGAUUCUUUCCUCCUUUUUUUAGAUUCUCUAUGUGUAAUAAACAUGAUUCUUUGUAUGUUUCUUUCUGUUGAUAAGUAUGAUAGCAUAGACCAAUACGCCAGCAAAGAGAGGCAAAUUGAGAAGAGAAUGUGCCAUGAUGAAUUCUGAGGCUUUUAAGCAAAGUCGAGGCUGUCCAAAAAUAUAUAUAUAGGAAGGCAGGGGGUGGCGGGGUGUCAGAACUAACAUCUGCCAAAAGAGUAUUUGAAAAGAGAGGAUGUCUGGAAUAUCAGAAAAGCUGAUGCUGUCUUUCCCCCAUCGACACACCCAGUUCAUUGGCAACCCCUGAGAAUCACAAAAUACAAACAAGCACAGGGUUGGAAAUUUUAUUGAGUUAUACAGUCCUGCCUGAACCGUGAGCAGUCAGCCAAGAUUACAGUGUGCUGCAAUCCCCCCUGGAAAUGUCAGACCUGCUCAGGGACUCUGGGUACACACAGAGUAGUCAGGAAAACCACUUGGCACCUGGCCAAAGCUCCAAAACUGCAAGUGCUCACUAUUGCGGUUUGGACUUAACAACUAAUCAUCACUUUCUUCUACGACACAAUGGUAAAAUAUGAAAAAAAUUGAAAUAUUCAUCAAAUUUCACGUGCUGUAGAAGUUGGACAGCAUCCAAAGACUCCCAUGUCCAUAUUUUAUGGCUGACAGCUUUGAACCUCUUGAAUGUUCACCUAGCAUUAAUGAGUAAUUUGGGGAAUGAAUCUUGUGUAAUGAACAAAGUAGGAAACUUAGGAGAAGCUUCGGUAAGAACUGACUUUUGUUGUUGUAGGUUUGAGAACACGAGGUUAGGAAGAUAAUAAGCAAACAUUUUGACGUCAAGCUUCACUGUUGUUUGUGCUUCCCAAGAAAUUAUUUACAUACUGAAAAUGAAGCCUUGUAAAUUUCAAUUAGCUAUCAGCAGCUUCUUUAUUUUUUGAGUUUUUUUGGGGUUUUUUUUUUGCUUUAUAAUCAUUUAUUUCCUUCCAGAUUUAUGUUUGCUCAGCAAAGCAGUGGUACGAUGUGUUUCAAUAUCACACUGACUUACUUCAGUUCAAUUUGUUAUCAGUUCAUUUACUCAAAGUUAUAAGAAUUAAGGUCAUAGACACACAGCUUAAAAAUGUACAUGUGUUGCAUUCUUGAUGUAAGUGCACUGUGAAUACCAUGAAAAGGUAUCUGGAGAACUAUUGCUUUCAACUGGCCUUGUUUCACACAGUUUGGAUAAUUGUUCAAUUAAAGAGCUGCUUCAUUUGUAGUUCCUUGUAAGUAGACCUGCUUUUUAAAAAUAAAUCAGUUUGAAAAUAGAA